UUAGAUGUUUGGAGGGAGGGCUGUAUGUGUGUGUUUAAGUGGAGCAGUAGUAAGAGGAUCUGUGUAUGUAUAUGUAUAUUUAUGUGUGUCCACAUCUGUUUGGCAGACUUCUGUAAGGCUCUCUCUCUCUCUUUGUUUGGGUAUCUCUCUGCCUCUUUUUCUGUCUUCUACCUCCUGCCUGCUAUUUUCAUAGAUUCAGAGGAGUUUCUGUCUUGGUCAGUCACUUUAUUUUCAUUGGCAGAGGCAAGUCAGCAUUUGUUCAGUUUUGGGACAGAGCAGAGGUCAGGAAUGAUUCUCACUUUAGGCGAAACGUUCUCAAACGGAGCAGGUUCUAACUCGGAUGCCGGGGACGUUGCAGAAACUGGGGAGGGGGCGUCUGAACUUGCUGAGAGCGCAGAAACAUCCGGAGCUAUGCAGCAGGUGUUGGAUAACCUGGGCGAGUUGCCCUCCACCACUGGGGCUAAAGACAUCGACCUCAUUUUCCUCAAAGGCAUCAUGGAGAGUCCCAUCGUCCGCUCGCUGGCCAAGGCUCACGAACGUUUGGAGGACGUGAAGUUGGAGGCUGUGCAGGAGAAUAAUGUUGAGCUUGUGACUGAGAUUCUGGGUGACAUCAGCGGGCUGAGCGUACGAGAUGACAGUGUUGCAGAGCUCUCCAAAAUCCUGCAGGAGCCCCAUUUUCAGUCUCUUUUGGAGGCCCAUGACAUGGUGGCGUCUAAGUGCUAUGAAGCCCCAGCCCCUCAUGAAGUGAUCAAUGAUGCAGCAGUAAACAACGCUCUUAUGCAGGCUGAUGCGGUCAGGAUGAUUGGCAUCCGCAAGAAAGCAGGAGAACCUUUGGGUGUGACUUUCCGAAUGGAUAAGGGUGACCUGGUAAUUGCCCGCAUCCUUCACGGAGGGCUGAUUGACAGGCAGGGGCUGCUGCACGUGGGUGACAUCAUAAAGGAGGUGAAUGGGAAGGACGUUGGCAAUAAUCCCACUGAGCUCCAGGAGAUGCUCAAAGAAUGUAGUGGAGGAAUAACGCUGAAAAUACUGCCCAGCUACAGAGAUGCUCCGGCGCCACCACAGGUGUAUGUGCAGCCACAUUUUGACUACAACCCCGCCAACGACAAUCUAAUUCCAUGCAGAGAGGCGGGACUUGCUUUCAAAAGGGGUGAUAUCCUGCAGAUUGUCAACCGAGAAGACCCAAACUGGUGGCAGGCAUGUCAUGUGGUGGAAGGAGGUACUGGGCUGAUUCCCAGCCAGUUUUUGGAAGAAAAGAGGAAAGCAUUUGUUCCUAAAGACCUAGAUGGAGCAGGAAUCCUAUGUGGAACAAUUACUGGUAAAAAGAAGAAGAAGAUGAUGUACCUCACUGCCAAAAAUGCAGAGUUUGAUCGUCACGAGCUUCAGAUCUAUGAGGAAGUAGCACAUAUGCCACCAUUUCAAAGGAAAACCCUCAUUCUGAUUGGAGCACAAGGAGUGGGGCGACGUAGCCUGAAAAACAGACUAGUUGUACUACAUCCCACCCGUUUUGGUACCACUGUACCGCAUACGUCUCGACGGCCUCGCGAUGACGAGCGAGAUGGUCAGUCCUAUAGAUUUGUAUCACGUCUAGAGAUGGAGAACGACAUCAAGGCGGGCCGGUACCUGGAACACGGAGAGUACGACGGCAACCUCUACGGUACUAAAAUCGACUCCAUCCAUGAGGUGGUGAACACAGGCCGUACAUGUAUCCUGGACGUCAAUCCUCAGGCUCUGAAGGUGUUAAAAACGGCAGAGUUCAUGCCAUAUGUUGUGUUCAUCGCAGCUCCAGAGUUUGAUACACUGAAGGCCAUGCACAAAGCUGUGGUUGAUGCUGGACUCACCUCUAAACAACUCACAGAUGUGGACCUGAAGAAAACCGUAGAUGAAAGCGCUCGUAUCCUGCGGGCGUACAGACACUACUUUGACCUCAUCAUUGUCAAUGACAACCUAGACUGUGCGUUUGAGAAACUGCAGUCAGCUGUGGACCAACUCUGCUCUGAACCGCAGUGGGUUCCAGUGAGCUGGGUUUACUGAGGGCACUUCUAGAAGCUCACCAUACAAGCAUGUUUGAGUGCGUGUGUGUGUACAGUAUGUGUAUGAUUGGUAUUCAAGGUGACUGAUAUGGGGCAGAGUGAAGUUACGUGUUUGGAAUGACCAACGCAAAAGCACCGUUAGCCCCAACCUUAAUGCAAUGUUUUUUUCUACUCAAAACUGAAAGGGAAGAGUACUUAUUUAUUUUAGUAUUUCUAUGUUUUUAAUGAAAAUCUUUCUAUUUGUAACUUUGGAGUUGGAAGAAAAACGAGGAAAACUAAAACCGGCCUUGGCGAAUCAGAGGCCAUAUUUUUUAAUUUAUUAUUGUUAUUUUUACAUGUGUUCCUCCUUCAUUUUGUAGUUCCUGAACCUACUGUGAUGUUUUGAUUUAUACUCAAAUGACGGACUAACCUGAGUGUAGCAGGCCAAGGGCUUACUAUAUGUGGAACAUUUUAGAUCCUAAAACCAUGAACCAUAAAACUGUUUACAUAGACCCUGAUCUCUUAACCAUUUGUUCGCUUGUCCUCAUAUCUAAGAGAUGUAUUGAAUCUUUUAUGCAAAAGUCCAUAUCAAUAUGUGCAGUUUGUUUUAUUUAUAGUGUGUUUUGUACAAUUUCAUUCAUCAAUUUUGUCUUGUAAAACAUUGGGCUGCACAUUGUGUCUGUGUCUUAUUACGAUCCUGUCAUUUUCUUUAAAGUUUUUUAAUUUAAGGAACCGAACAAAUAGGCCUGUUGAUUUUCAUCUGUUUCAUGUUUUUUUUUUCUUUCUCAUCAGCUUUCCAGAAUGUCAAAAAAUCUCUGCCAAAUGUAUUUUUGUCUCAACAACAAGGCUGACAUUAAACAUGCUGACCAUUGUUA
Molecule: messenger RNA, 2884 nt
Organism: Pimephales promelas (fathead minnow)
Lineage: Eukaryota; Metazoa; Chordata; Actinopteri; Cypriniformes; Leuciscidae
Source: RefSeq, a predicted model, not a curated record